AUGGCUCGUCAAUCCGACACCUCCUCGUACACCACCAUGUCUGAUUCUCACAGCACCGAGUCUCACCACCCUACCCGGGAGGAACCAGUUGUGGACGCAGCAACUUCGUCCCAUGCAAGAAGACCUAAGGAAACGGUCACUGGGUUUUCAUCAGAAAUCGCUCUUGAUGAACACACAAGGGAAGGGUCAAGGUAUGUACAUAACUCCAUUGCAACUAUCGUCACUCAGAUACUAUCUGGCAAUCGAGAUGUUCCUGGGGUUUCUGUUCCCUUGAACACAAUCAUUCCUGACAUUGCUGCAUGUCAAGAGAAAGCUGUUGUGUUGAGCAAAAAUGUCACUGACAAUGUUGAGCAACCAAAUGCUCAUGAGGGAUCAAAGGUUGAAAAACCCUCAGGCAAGGUGAGAAGUGAGAAGGCCAAGGUUACUCAAAAUGUUGAGGACAAGUCUAGGGCUGAGACGAUUAACGUGGAAGAACUCUCAGACAAUGAUCUUCUGGCUACAGUUGUUCCUAGGAUAGCCAAGAGAGUCAGGACCAGAAGGGAGAAAAAGGCCGUGGAGUUGAAGUCCCCCUCUAAGGAAGUUGGUGCACCAAACCCUCACAAGCAACCAGAGUCAGAAAGCACACACAAGAGGAAAAGCUAUGGACCUACAAAAGCUUGGAGCAAAGAGGUGCCUAAGAAGGUGAAAACCAAAGCUGUGGUGGCGGAAUCUGAAUCUGAUGCCCCAUGUGAUGUCACAACAUCCAUGUCCAGGAAGAAGCCCACUUCCAGUAGGCUGGCAUUGGAAAGAGAACUGGCACAGAAUGCCAUGGACUGUAAAGAGAUUGUGGAUCUCAUCAAGGAGGCAGGGCUGAUGAGAACAGUGUCACAACUUCCUAAGUGCUAUGAGACCUUGGUGAAGGAGUUUAUUGUAAAUCUGUCAGAGGAGUGUGCCGAUGGGACAUCCAAGGAAUUUCGAAAGGUCUAUGUGCGCGGCAAAUGUGUGACUUUUUCCCCCUCUGUAAUAAAUCAGUAUCUGGGAAGAGCGGAUGAAGAGCAACCUGAGCUUGAAGUGACUGACAAUACAAUUUGUCAAGUCAUUACAGCAAAGCAAGUCCGAAAAUGGCCUCUCAAAGGGAAGCUAGUAGCCAGUCAACUAAGUGUCAAGUAUGCAAUGCUGCACAAAGUUGGAUCAGCCUACUGGGUACCCACUAACCACAAGUCAAAUGUGUCUAUGGCAUUAGGGAAGUUCAUCUAUGCAGUGGGAACCAAAGCUAAGAUGGACUAUGGUGCCUACAUAUUUGAUCAGACAAUGAAGCAUGCUGGGAGCUUCAGUGUAAAGGGUCCCAUUGCCUUCCCCUCUCUAAUAUGUGGAGUUGUGCUGAAUCAAUUUCCAAACAUCCUGACAGAGAAUGACUUUGUGAGGAGAAGGGAAAGUCCAUUGGCUUUCAGCUACAAGCUGUUCCUGGGCAAGCAUGUCCCGGACAUAGUCGUGACAUCGGGAGAGACUUCCAAAACUAGCCACCAACCAGACAAAGCUGAUGUCAUUGCAGUUCUCAAGGAGACCUGCAAAGAGCUGGGAGCUAGAAAGAAUGCACUGGAACAGCUCAUCUUGCAGCUGGAGUCUACUGCUGAGGACACGGAUGGAGCUGAAGGGCAAAUGGCUGAGGGGGAGGAAGAGGCCAGCUCUGAAAAGGAGGCUGAUGAGGAGGCUGAUGAUGAGGCAGAGGAUUAA
Molecule: messenger RNA, 1713 nt
Organism: Lathyrus oleraceus (garden pea)
Lineage: Eukaryota; Viridiplantae; Streptophyta; Magnoliopsida; Fabales; Fabaceae
Exons: 2
Coding region: 1-1713 (570 amino acids)
Source: RefSeq, a predicted model, not a curated record